This is a messenger RNA of Malurus melanocephalus (red-backed fairy wren), 903 nucleotides long. It is a transcript of the gene SMCO3, whose product is annotated as single-pass membrane protein with coiled-coil domains 3. Lineage: Eukaryota; Metazoa; Chordata; Aves; Passeriformes; Maluridae. The transcript is spliced from 3 exons. Bases 145 to 822 code for a protein of 225 amino acids. The record is from RefSeq and is a predicted model, not a curated record.
ACACCAGAUGAGCAGAGGGGAAAGAGGCUGAAGUUACUAUCCCAUACACAUUUCAGCAGGAGCAAUCAGAGAAAACCAGCUUGAAGAAGAUGUGUUAAAGAGUUUAUUCUCUUGGCAGAGCUGCAAGUAACCUGUUUCUGAAGAAUGGCAUUGAGUGACCUCCUUUACCCUGAUAAUCCCAAGAGAAAGCAAGAAUUAAUCCAUCUGCAUCAGGAAUUGCUUGACUCUAUGUCUGCAAAUUUCCAUGCAACAAAUGAGCUGGUUGGAGUGCUGAACAAACAUCUGGGCUGCACCAUUACCCCCAUCAAAAUGAGAGAGAGCAGCACUGUCAAGGAAAACUGUGACAUGAUCAUUCAAGUGAUAAGUGAGAUUCAGCAUCAGGUGCAGAAGAUCGACAGUGACAUGAAGGAAAAGCUCGAGCCAGUUCUGUACCAGAAGCUCUAUGAUGUCAAAGAGCCCGAGUUGGAGAAAAUUGCAAUAGCCCAGAGAGUUUUUUCCAUUAUUUUUGGAGAAGCGACUUCAACAGCUGCAAUGGUAGCUAUCAAACUUCUUGGUUCCAAUUUUUUAACUCUCACUGUCAGCACACUCAUCAGCCUCCUUGCACAGAUUGGGGCGUCUGUUCUUGGGGGAGUCAGCAUUACCAUUAUUGGGCUUGGCCUUGAAAUGAUCCUCCAUGCCAUCCUGGGAGCCGUGGAGAGGAGUCAGCUUCUGACAGCUGUGAGAAGCUAUGAGAAGCACCUGGCUGAGUUUAAAGCAGCCUCAGAAAAGUACCAGUGUGCCAUACAUGAAGUGACAUCUUUGGUGAAACAGCAAGUUCAGUGAAUGAAGCUGGACUUGUUUUCUGCUGCGACAGCAGCUAUGUCAGCAGAAACCUUUUUGAUUCACUAUGACUAAUGAACUACU